This is a messenger RNA of Triplophysa rosa, 1390 nucleotides long. RefSeq names its product T-lymphocyte surface antigen Ly-9-like. Bases 156 to 710 code for a protein of 184 amino acids. The transcript is spliced from 3 exons. Lineage: Eukaryota; Metazoa; Chordata; Actinopteri; Cypriniformes; Nemacheilidae. The record is from RefSeq and is a predicted model, not a curated record.
UCUAUAGGUUUUUCCCUGAGCUUCUAGUAUUGAGGUCAGUAUAUGAGCUGAACACGUGUGGUUUAUUCUUCUGGGUAUAACAGUUAAACCAGAAUAUGUUUGUGUGCGUGCCCAUGUCUCUGUGCAAUAUCUAUCGUGUCUUCUCAUAACCACGAAUGAACGCCACGAUGAGAACAAAAGUGUGUAAAAGAUCAAUGUGCUCCAUAAACCCAUUUUCUGUUGAUGUGCAAACACGUGUCAGAAUGAUUGUCUCUCAUCUGUGUGCUUUAUUCCUCCUGUCUGGUGUGUUUGGUGUUGAUGCAGAUGAAGUGAAGUCAGUGAUGGAGGGAGAUUCUGUCACACUACACACUCAUCUUACUGACAUACAGAGAGAUGAUCACAUACUGUGGAUGUUUGAAUUUCACAACACUCUUAUAGCUGAAAUCUAUAAACAGAAUGUUAUUAUGCAUGACAGUAAUGAGAUAUUUGGAGGCAGACUGAAGUUGGACAGUCAGACUGGAUCUCUCAGCAUCACAAACAUCAGAUUGAGAGACUCUGGACUUUAUCAACUACAGAUCAGCAGUAACAGAGGAACUUCACACAAGAGAUUCAGUGUUACUGUCUAUGGUUUUCAGCGAGUAAAUUUGUUUCUUUAUGUGGUGAUUUUGCUGUCAGUUGUGAUAGUUGUGAUGAGUGCUGUGAUAUGUCUGUGCAGUAAUGUCCAAACAUAACUAGAGAGUAAGUGUCCUUUAACUAAUCCAACACUAUAGCUGCGUCCCAAAUCGCGCACUUAUGCACUACAUUAUUAGUAUAAAUAGCUUGGUGUGUUCACAUUGAACGUUCUCAAAAAAAGAAGUGCACUAAUAAGUACGCGGAUGAUGCACUCAUUCAACCGAAGAUAUGUAGCGUGCAACGCUGUCCACUUCACGCACUUACAGUUUCGCUUUUGUCCUCGUCUGGCAAACCGCAUAACUUCCCGUUAGUAUAAAACCGCACGAGUAUUCCAUGUGGGACGAGACCUUCUUAAAGUCAUACACUACAUGGUUGAGUGCACAGCGCAUGUAAGUGCAUAGCUCAUAGUGUAUAGUAUGUCAUUUGGGACCCAACUAAUGUAUAAUAAAUACACACAAUAAACAACAGUAAUAACACACACAUGUGCUUUCAGAUGAAGAAGGAAGAGUUUAGAAGAACGUGUCAGAAUACACCGAGAUCAUCUAUACAGUCUUCAAUACUGUGUUAGUAACACUGAAUACACAUGUGGUUAAAUAAACUGAUGCUUUAUAAAUCUGAACUGUAAUUUGUUAUGUUUCUAAUAUAUUCUGUUAGUUUGGUCUGUGUGCGCGUGUGUGUAACGUGGUUUCAUCUCGUCCAGAAAUAAACUUCACACGAGAACAAAAGUGUGUGAAAGAUU